This is a messenger RNA of Penicillium mononematosum, 1125 nucleotides long. RefSeq lists its product as uncharacterized. NCBI's taxonomy places the organism in Eukaryota, Fungi, Ascomycota, Eurotiomycetes, Eurotiales, Aspergillaceae. The transcript is spliced from 2 exons. The record is from RefSeq and is a predicted model, not a curated record. The coding region runs from base 1 to 1125 and encodes 374 amino acids.
AUGGCAAACACUGAGCAUGAAGGCCACCAAGAGUCGGAGGAGACCUUCGAUUCUGAUUACGACGAAGGCGAUGCCGUCCUAGCUCGGGGUGGCCACGCAAUUACCACAAUCUCGCGAAGCACGGGUUCCGUCCUGUAUGGACUUCCUGGGAAGGCUACCCUGGGGACGAGAUCCCGGAGGAUAUUCGAGAAUGGCUUGAUGAAAAUGCCCAGCGUACAGCUAAUCUCUCUACGACAAGGAUCUACCGAAAUUAUCGGCCCCCUACGUAGCCUGGCAUGGCUAGCGGGUCUGGACGAACUUGUCGAAGCCAUAGACCAUCCUGCGUACGUUAUUGAGGAUGACAUAGAAGUCAUUCCUCUCGGGGCAGGCCUGUUGUGGCCACUGGAUCGACGGGUAGAAGAAGGGACCGUACCACCCAUGAUAUGGACCAAGGCCUCAGGAAACAAUCCACCGGUCAUUUCCUCGCCCCUCGUAACGACAGUCCCAGGCACCGUACCAGCAGCUGUCAAAGACAGGCUCAAUACGCACAAGCUCCGCGACCUUUACCCUUCUUCUCGAAUCCAAUCACCAGACCAUGUCAAAUGCCUCAAGAUACCGUUCGACAAAAACAUCACUCGACUAGAAGCAAAUAUCGGGAAGCUCGUGGGAGCUCCGCUUGAAUCAGGAGACCUUUGGUUCCGGGGAUUAAGUUUCGGUGCCCUAGAGUCGAAUCUAGCCUUCUUCAUCCCGGAAAGGAGCAGUCACGGCUCUGACAAUGAAUUUGGUCCUGGAUUUUACACUGCGGACACCCUGUAUUUCGCAUUGGCAUAUAUUCGAAUUGGAGGCGCCAUUAUGGUCUUUAAAGACCCAGAUAUGCACAGUACCGAGGUUUGGGAGCCAGAUUUGCAAUCCUGGAAUGCUUGGGUGGCCAAAUGGAAGCAUCUCCCACUGGAGAUUGCGCAGCAGCCAAUCCCAGUGGAGUAUGGCAGCGCGGACUUCAUUAAGGGGGCAAUUUCUAGCUCGGCCCAGGCAGGCCGUCGGGUUCCUACCCCGUCAGAAGAUAUCCAGUUGGUCGCCUGCAGCUAUAAAGGCUGCAAGGCUUUGUCCGAAUCACUUGAGCUAAUAAUCUAUGUUGAGCGGGCCUAG